CUCCACCCCUAGUAGUCGCCUGCUAGUCCCUCUUGGCUUCCCUUCCACACGAUCCUGAGGGAGCGAGCAGAGCAGCACGUGCACGUCAAACCUUACCAGUUACCGCCGCCGCCGUCGAGCCCGCCCGCCCGUGGGCACACCAUUUUCGGCGGGCGGCUACCUUGCCUUGAGACGCCCGCCGCCGCAGGCCGCAGCAGCACGAGGGGAGGGGAACAAGGGGCGGCGGGGAGCGCUCCGCUCGAGCGAACCACCACCACACUACUCCGACUCCGAGUCUCCUCCCUCCCCUACGAGGCUACGACGACGGGCGCGUAAGGCGGCGGCCGGCGGCGCGCGCACGCAGCCAUGUCCGCGCACCUCCGCCUACUCUCGGCCGCCCACCGCCCACCCGCCCCCGUCUCCGCGCCCGCGCCCGCCUCCCACCACCGCCUCCGCUUCCGCCUCCCUCCUCCUCCCGGGACCCGCCUCCGGCUGCUGCUGCGGCCGCCGCGGCUCGGGGGGAGCCAGGCGCGCUUCGCCCGCGCCGUUCGCUGUGCCGCGGAGGCCUCGGCGGUCGCGCGGGCUGCCGAGGACGGCGGCGACGGCGGCGAAGAGGCGGCGGGGGCGGGGAUAUGGGAGCAGGUGCGGGACAUCGUCGUGUUCGCCGGCCCCGCGCUGGGGCUCUGGAUCUGCGGCCCGCUCAUGAGCCUCAUCGACACCAUGGUCAUCGGCCAGACCUCCGCGCUUCAGCUCGCCGCGCUAGGGCCUGGGACAGUGUUCUGCGACUACCUAAGCUACAUAUUCAUGUUCCUUUCGGUCGCAACAUCGAACAUGGUGGCCACCUCCUUAGCCAAAAAGGAUGAAGAACUUGCACAACAUCAAGUGUCUAUGUUACUGUUUCUUGCUCUUGCUUGUGGCAUAGGAAUGUUUUUGUUCACCAAGGUGUUUGGUACUCAAGUAUUGACUGCUUUUACUGGAUCUGGGAAUUAUGAACUUAUUUCUUCGGCCAAUACAUAUGCACAGAUAAGGGGUUUCGCAUGGCCUGCAGUUCUUGUUGGCUUAGUUGCUCAAAGUGCUAGUCUGGGCAUGAAGGAUUCUUGGGGUCCUUUGAAGGCGUUGGCAGCUGCUAGUGUUAUAAAUGGUGUUGGCGAUAUAUUUCUUUGCUCUGUUUGUGGCUAUGGAAUUGCUGGUGCUGCCUGGGCAACUAUGGUUUCACAGGUUGUUGCAGCUUUCAUGAUGAUGCAAAAUCUAAGCAAUAAGGGUUUUCGAGCUUUCUCAUUUACGAUCCCAUCAGUAAGAGAGCUGUUGCAGAUAUUUGAAAUUGCAGCUCCUGUUUUUGUGACAAUGACGUCCAAGGUAGCAUUCUAUGCGUUGCUCACAUAUUCUGCGACUUCUAUGGGAGCAAUAACUCUUGCAGCCCAUCAGGUUAUGAUCAAUGUCUUGUGCAUGUGUACUGUUUGGGGCGAGCCUCUGUCUCAAACUGCACAGUCAUUCAUGCCUGAGCUGAUAUAUGGUGCUAAUCAGAAUUUGACCAAGGCAAGGAUGCUAUUGAAGUCACUUGUGAUCAUUGGUGCGAUAACUGGAUUGACUUUGGGGGCAGUAGGGACACUUGUUCCAUGGCUUUUCCCCAGUGUCUUUACCAAUGACCAAAUGGUCAUCCAGCAGAUGCACCGAGUACUGGCUCCGUAUUUCAGUGUAUUGGUGGUGACUCCUUCAAUACACUCCCUCGAGGGAACACUAUUGGCUGGAAGGGAUUUGAGAUAUUUGAGUCAAUCAAUGGGUGUCUGCUUUUCCAUUGGAACAGUUCUCUUGAUGCUUCUCCGCAACAAAGGUAGCCUGCCAGGAUGCUGGUGGGUACUCGUCUUGUUUCAGUGGAGUCGGUUCGGAAGUGCUUUACUACGACUUAUUUCUCCAACGGGCAUGCUGUUCAACAAAAACUUCAACCAGGCUGAGUACGUCGAGGCAAAAGCCACGUGAAGAUGUCAUCAGAUGAGGUUUGAUAAUAAUGAAUGAAGAUGUAAAAAGGAACCACAAAAACCUGCAAAGAUGAAGAUUUCGAAGGAGUCACAAAACCCUGGAAAGAUCAUUCUGCAGUCAGUUUCGUACAGAAGUUGUCCAGUCGGCCUAAUCUCUAUGCCUCUGUUAGGGGAAUGUGCAGGAGCAGGGAGUUGGAUACUCCUACUAGCUAAGUAGCUAGGGAAUCAGGGCUACACUACACAAGAUCAUGUUACGUAGGGUGUUAGCUUUCCUUUGUCCUAGGAAUUAUACCUCACAGAUUCCUGGAAGCGAGAAUGGUAGUUAGUGGCCACGCUUUCCAACACUUCGCACCCGUAGAAUGAAGUAAGCGAGCGUUUGCAGAGUGCUCAAUUUCUUUCUUGUUAGUAACUGUUAGUAAGAAUUACGAGAAGGUUAAUGCUAUUAUUGAAGCUGUCCAGAAAACAUGGAAAGUGGGAUCGCAAAAAUGUUGAUCCAGUACAACUGUACGAGCCAGCUUCGUGAUUUUGCUUCUUUUUCCCAAGGUGUUCAAAGCAUACAGCGUGCAAGUGCUGAAGUGACGGCGACGGUGAACUGUAGCUGCCUGCACAAUUCUUGUGGCAACUAAAAUGCACCUGAUACAAUUUCUAGUACUUUCCUAACUGCAACGAGAUAUCAUUUUACUCAGCAUAA
Sorghum bicolor (sorghum) is the source of this 2646-nucleotide messenger RNA. Its product is annotated as protein DETOXIFICATION 46, chloroplastic. The transcript is spliced from 14 exons. Gene Ontology annotation, molecular function: xenobiotic transmembrane transporter activity; antiporter activity. Bases 346 to 1956 code for a protein of 536 amino acids. Gene Ontology annotation, biological process: transmembrane transport. The record is from RefSeq and is a predicted model, not a curated record. Gene Ontology annotation, cellular component: membrane. Lineage: Eukaryota; Viridiplantae; Streptophyta; Magnoliopsida; Poales; Poaceae.